AUGAGUGUAAAAUUUACUUUUGAAGAGGCGUUGGGACGGACGGGCUUUGGCCGAUACAGCUACAGCCUAAUAGGCGCAAUCGGUGUUAAUACAAUUGCUUAUGCGUGUGUAACAUAUGGCACGACAAUAAUUGUUCCAUCCAGUGCCUGUGAGCUCCACACGACGAGCUCUCAAAGAGGAAUCCUUGCUGCCGGACCGAUCAUUGGUUUAAUUCUAGGCAGCGGACUAUGGGGUCUAUUGGCAGACUUAUUCGGGCGCCGCAGGACCCUCCUCAUAUCCAUAUUAUCAGCAGCUUUCGUAAACGUCCUUGGCAGUUUUUCAGUCAACUGGAUUAUGCUCUUAUGCCUACAAUUCCUAAGUGCUCUAUUAGCAUCGGGCCUGUUUUCACAAUCGAUGUCGAUGCUGAGUGAGAGUGUCCCCAUCGCUAAGCGCAAUGUAGUGAUGUUGUUAGCAAAUAGUAUUUCAUUUUUAGCGCAAGGAUUGAUGGCAGUGUUCGCAAUACCGAUCAUACCGCUAACUUUUUCUUACUACAUUCCUAUAUUAAACAUUCACUGGAACUCAUGGAGGACUCUCCAAAUUGUAUACUCUCUACCAAGUCUUCUGGCAGCAGGGUGGAUGUACUACUUAGAGGAAAGUCCCAAGUUUGCUUAUGCGAGAGGAAUGCACGACGAAUCAUUGGAAAUACUUAAGAGAAUUCACAACAUUAAUUUCAGAGGUACCCGGGAAAUAUUCGAGGUGGUGGAAAUUGUAAAGCUGGAAAAGGCACCGACAUUUUCAAUUAAAGAACAAAUUUUCCCCUUGUUCAAACUGCCACUCCUAAAGAGCACUCUUAUAAUGACAUUGCUUCUAAUCUUUCAACAAACCGGAGCAUUCAUAAUGUGGUUGCCAACCAUAAGUAAUCAAGUGCUAAAACUGGUAAAGGCCGGAGAAGGAACUGAGCUCACUGUGUGCGGAGUCCUCAAUGCUAGUCGAGCCUGGGAGCGUAAUUCAGGCGUAUCACCGUGUUCACUCGACGUCGCUGCUAUGCUUACUAUGUUUACACUGGGACUGAUACAUUCAAUACUCAUUUGUUUAGUGUGCACCAUAGUAAACAAAGUGGGACGACGUAAUAUGGUGAUAAUAAUUACUACAGUAUGCGGCUUCUCCGGUAUUGCUGUUAACCUGGUACCCAAUAUAUUUAUUAGUGGGAUCUUGUUCAUGGUCUUCAUGGCUGGAUUUAUAGUUAUCAGUUUGUAUAUGGCGAUGGCUGUCGAAUUGUUCCCUACGCACUUGAGGGCAUUUGCAUUAUCUUUCAUUCUAUCGGGAGGUCGCGUCGCUCUGUUUGCUUCUGUUCAAAUUAUAAAUUAUCUUCUGGAAAACAACUGCGAAUACAGUUUUCAUUCAUUUUCUGCGAUUUUUGCGUUGUCCGCGCUGCUGGCAUCUUUUCUCUCCGAUGAU
Molecule: messenger RNA, 1437 nt
Organism: Pieris rapae (cabbage white)
Lineage: Eukaryota; Metazoa; Arthropoda; Insecta; Lepidoptera; Pieridae
Product: synaptic vesicle 2-related protein-like
Exons: 11
Biological process (GO): transmembrane transport
Molecular function (GO): transmembrane transporter activity
Source: RefSeq, a predicted model, not a curated record